CGCUACUCGGUCGUUGUCAGCGACACUAGCUGGCCAGACCCUCUCAAGCUCCUUGUGCCCUUCCAGUCUUCUUCCAACUGCGCCGCCUUCGUCACCGAGAUUGUCAAGCGCGCAGCUCGCUACGCCAGAACGACCAACGCCGCCGACUGCACUCUGCGCCUGGCCAGUAUCGAUGGUCCCAUCCUCGACCCUGACGACAUUCUGUCUGACGUGGUCGUCGACGAACAGCUUUUUGCCGUCUUCGACUCUGCCACUGACAGAUCCUCGGCUCAGUCCAACGAUGUCACAAUGACUGGACUCCGGAAUGAUGCAGCCGGCGCCCAGCAGUCUCUCACCAUCCGCAAUGCCAUCCCCAUCCGCGUCAUCACUCCCGCCAUUGCCAAGCUGAUGACAAAGGACCCAAAUGUCCUGCCUACCCCUGCCUUCAGCAUUCCUGCCACAGCAAAGCUCCAGCAGCUCCACGACGACGCUGUUCGUCAUCUCGGCGACAAUGGUCCCGACAAGUUGGACUCUGCUUUCAUCCUCGACCUCCACGUCCACGAGCUGCCUGUGACUCCGUCCUGCCUGGAGUUGACUCUUGAAGAGACUGGCCUCGCCUCAUCUCUCAAAGACGGCGUCCUCACCAUCUAUGCUGUGCCACGUCCUGCUUGGACCACUCGCUCGCCUGAGCCUACUGGCAGAGUCGGCAGGAACGAUCUCUACGCCGCUGCUGAUCACUGGCAGCCCGAAGUUCGCCAGUCUGACCGUGGUGUCGCCAUGUUCUUAUCUUCUCUCAGAGUCUUUGCCCAUCUACUGAAGAGCAACUCCAUCCCAGACGAACACAGAGAAAGAGUCGUCUACGUCUUUGACUUGAUGUGCUCCUUCCCACCUGCCGUGCGCGCUUUGCACCUGUUGAUCCAGGGACGCACAAUCUCGCAACUGGCCAGCGCUGCCCUGAGCCAGGCUUUCUAUUGCAUCCUGGAAGACCUCGGUCACGAGAAGCUGAUCCAAAACAACGAGACCAGACUUUUCGAGGGUGCCCGUCUUGUUUUCGGCCUCAUCAUGGAGAAGGCCAACCAGAUCAAGUCCACCAGUUUCGCCGUGCCCGUCUACUCGUCUCAAAUUCGCAAGGUUCAAUUUCAACCUUCCGCAGCUGUUCCGUCCUUCGAGCUCGUGCCUGUUGGCGGAGACUCAUCUCGUCUUGCCGCUCCGACAUGUGUGCAACCGGACGCCACCUCAGGACUACUCAAUCUGGACCUGUUGUCAGAGUCUGAGCAGAUUGUUUUCAUCUUUGACUCUCCUCAGGUCCUCUUUGCCCGUCCGCAGACCUUGCAAGACAUCGUCAGCCCUGGCGAUCUUCGGGACUUGCACCAGCUGGCCAACCUUUGCGGCAAAGUCUCCCUAUCAGUCAUCAGACCAAUGUUGUUGUCCUCGGUCGCUCCUGAACACUUGACCUUCGACUCCAGGGGGCAUCUCGCCGUCUACACCGGCAAGGCUGGCUGCGCUAUGCCGGGCGAAGACACCAUCAUCUUCCGUCCUCUACAUGGAGAGCAGACCCCGAACAUGGGUCAUGUCGAACAGAAGCUUGCCCCUGUCCUGCAGAGAUACGAGCAAGAUGGCACCAACGUCUUUGACGUACUCGGCUCUGCUCAGACUCGCGCUCUCAACGACCCUGACGAGAUAAUCAUGUUUGCGGUUGACUGCAGCGCAAGUAUGUCCAUGUCUACUGAUCUCAUUGGUAUCGACAACAGUCCGAGCGUCGUUCAGGAACCUGAAGUCCCUCAGAUCUCGCCUCACGUCUACACUCAAGUCACACUGCAAGACACGAAAAAGUCAACCUCCGAGCACGAGGUCUAUGAAGAUGUUCUUGGUGCGGUAUUCGAGUCUGCCAACGGUGCGAAAGCUACUGUGGCGGGUAAGAUGCUGACUCUGAUCUUUGAUUUGCUUACAGACGAGCUGGCAAGGCUACGUCGUGAACCCUUCUACAACCAAUGGCAGCGUCAGCAAACAAACAAGAAGAUUGAUGACCUCGAGAUUUUCGCCGCUGGUCUCAAACGUUUUGAGCAGGAGCUUAUUGACAUGGUCAUCCUUCGCGUCAUGGCCAUGACCCAGAAGAAGUGGACCUGGAAGCUCGGCGAAGCGGUUCCCGGACGAACGCAGAUACCACCUCUUCCCAGCGAAGUCACCCUGAUUCCAUACGCCCUCAAGUGUCCCAUACAGCUUGAUCUCAUCCAGGACCCUGUCGUCGCGGCUGAUGGUCAAGUUUAUGGUCGGCAAGCCAUUGCCAAAUGGAUGUCAGUCAGACGUUCGUCACCUUUGACUGGCCUGAUGCUUGAGGAUACUGAGCUCACUCCUGACCUCGAGUUGGCUGAUCAGGCAGACAAAUGGCUACAGGGUGAAGACCUCGUCGAGCCAGAGGAGCGUCCAGUCAACAAGCGUCGCCGCACCACACCCCAUCAUAACAUGAUUACCUUCUCGAAUGCAUCUCACCACUUCUCCCGUGCACUUUCAACCACCACAACCUUGGUUGAUCUGUACAAGGUCGCAUUCCGGGGCAUGAGAGGUCGCCACAACGCCUUCCAGCUGUCGUGGAGAGGAGCCCUUCUACAGCCGUCAACCGCCACCCUCGCAGAUUCAGGGAUCGUGGGAGGCGGUAUCAUCACUAUCCUUGUAGCUGACGAUGCCAACACGAUCCAGAGUGAAUCAUCGUCUCUUUGUCUUGUCAAAGUUUUCACAAGUUACACGCGCAUGGAGUUCUCUUACUGGGUCCCCAAAUCCACAGGGAACUCCUUCAUAUCUCUCAUGACCAAGUACUGGCGCUUCAGAUGGACCUCCCAGCCUUGGUUGAAUUACAAAAGACAGGAAAUCUGGACAGAUUUGAAGACUUAUGGCGACAGCCAGUAUCGUGGCAAUCGUCCGACUAUUGCUGAGCCGCUUGAGCACUAUCUCACCCUUGAACACGCUUUUGGAACGCUCAAAGCAGAGUCUGUCUACAAGAGCGAGGUAACAAGCAGAUAUGGUGCCGAAGACUGGAACAGUGACGACGAAGACGAAGAUGCCGAGCCUCUGGUGUUGAAAGUUUAUGUCUCUGAGGUUUCUUCCCACAAGGGUCGUGAAUAUCGUCUGUCUCGCCUCGAGGUUCUGAAGCAGAUGUUUGAGGCCAUGAUCAAUCGCAUGAUUGCUUACUCGUACAAGACACAUGUCGGUCUUGUCACGUUUGAAACGACAGCAAAGGUGUCUCAGUCGCUCACUCAUGUCAUCGAGAACUUCCGGAGAAGUGUGGAGAGCAUGCACGCAAAUGGCGACACGGCUCUUUGGGAUGGUCUCGAGCUUGCACGAACUCAGAUCAUGAAGCACGCACAGAAGUACCCUAAUGCACAACGUCGUAUCAUCUGUCUCUCUGAUGGCAACGAUACUAAAUCCGUCACGGGUGUUGCGGAUCUCUGCUAUAAGCUUCGUGAAAACAAGAUCGCUGUCGACUCGGUCUGCAUCGGACAAGACGACAACAUGGACCUGAAAGCACUCUCAAUCAUGCUGGCAUCUUACUGUUUCUAUCCCAGAGACCUUACCACUGCACUGGCCAUCUGUGAGAUGGAACCGGUCUUGUCUCAGACUGAGCGUCCAGCCUCCAACGUGGUUGCUACUUCUGGUACGGCACGCAAUUCAGCCUUGAACAACUUCUACAUUAUGCGCAACCGUGCUGCAUUCACUUUCGUUACUCAGGAUGUGUACCCUAAGCGCAAGGAACAUCCCAGAUUGGAUGAUGAGUUUAUCCAGCUGGUCAAUUGCGUUCGUUCAAAUGCCGGCAACCAGUCCAGUCUGCCUACGCUCAGAGUAUCACGUUUACUUGUCGAAAUGCGCGAGAUAGCUGCUAACCCCAACCCCAUGUACGAUUGUUACGUCUCUGAGGCUGAUAUGUUCUUCUGGAAGGUUCCUCCCGAUACUCCUUACGAAAGCUGCAACUUUAUGCUGUACCUCGAGAUGCCUGAGAACUUNCCCGCCUUCCCUCCCAAGGGUCGUUUCGUGACUCCAGUCUUCCAUCCCAACAUCAACCGUCACGGUCGCAUUUGUCACAGAAUCUUUGACCGUGACUGGACCACUGACACCAGUCUCAAGAACGUCCUCGACACUAUUUACGGUCUGCUUCUUCANGCUGAAACUGGCGAUGCUNNGCACACCACUGUCACGCUCGGUUUCCAUCACGACGAAGCUGCCUUUGCGGUUGAAGCUCGUCGCCACGCCAGAAAGCACGGUAAGAAGACUCGGGAGGAGUGGAAGUACGAGUUGCUCGAUCUAGAUGAGGAUGAGUCAGACUAA
Messenger RNA from Aureobasidium uvarum, 4296 nucleotides. Lineage: Eukaryota; Fungi; Ascomycota; Dothideomycetes; Dothideales; Saccotheciaceae. The record is from the annotation of a GenBank genome assembly.